Molecule: messenger RNA, 12387 nt
Organism: Knipowitschia caucasica
Lineage: Eukaryota; Metazoa; Chordata; Actinopteri; Gobiiformes; Gobiidae
Source: the annotation of a GenBank genome assembly
AUGCUCCUUCUACAGGUGGAGAAGGUGCCACCCGAUGAAUUGGAGGGUGCAGCGCAUGACCGGGAGUGGGUGUGUCUGUUAAAGCCUGAUCUGGAUGCAGAGCCUGAGGAGAGCCCAGGCAGCAGCAGUAGUACCGGCAGCAGCAGCACCGGGGCGGUAAAUGCCCUGUCCACCGCCCCCGCCCCCCCUCAGCCCUCUGCGGGACAGCCGGCUCCGAGCUCCUGCUCCGGAUCGGACAGUCCUGUAGACUCCAGUGAGGAGGAGGACGAGGACUCUGAGGAGGAAGACUCUGGAGAGGACUCAGAAGAAGACCCCGCCAUGUUUUCCUCCAAGUUUCUGAGUGGGGCCAAUCCACUCAGCGCCAUGUCCUCCGCGGUCAAUAAGAUCGGCCUGUUCGGAGACGACGGAGAAGGCGAUAAGACCCAAAAACCGCCCCAGGCAUCCGGUCAGGGGAAGGGACCCCCAACACAGCAGCAACAAAGAUCGCAAAAUCCGGGACAGCCCCAAAAUGGACGGUCCAAUGGAGGUCCGCAGGCUGUUAAGGGUCCCCAAGGCGCCGCGAAACCUGGAAAUCAGCCGUCACAACAAGUUAAAGGCGGAACUGUUGAACAAAGUUUGAAAAGCGGUCAACGGGAGUCUCCAGAGCAAGGGCUGGCUAAGCAAAAAGAAGCAGCAAAGAGUGACAUUGGGGCCAGGCCUGGAGUGCAGCAAGGGCAAACCAAAGCAGCGGGACAGCCCAAACCUGGCCAGCAGGGUGCUCUCAAUGCCGUUGGUCAAACACAAGGGUCAGCUAAGCCCAGUCCACAGCAAGGGUCGCCAAAUGUUGGGAGGCAACAGCAAGGCACGACCAAGAUACUUCAACAAGGACCACCCAAACCUGGUCAGCAAGGUGGGAGUCCAGUGCAAGGAUCGCCAAAUGCUGGAAGGCAACAGCAAGGGGUGGCUAAACCUGGUCAGCAAGGAUCACCCAAACCAGGCCAGCCACCCAAGUCUGGAGUUCCCCCCAAGUCGUCUGGGGUCAAGUCUCGGAUUUGCUCAGUUUGCAACACCACAGAGCUGAACAUGCACACGAAAGACCCGCCCAACUUUAAAACGUGUACACAGUGUAAGACGGAGGUGUGCAGCCUGUGUGGAUUCAGCCCGCCAGACUCUAAUGGGAAGGAGUGGCUGUGUCUCACCUGCCAGAUACACAGAGCUCAAGACCCGGCACCAUCGGGACAACAGAUGACGAAACCACCUCCUUCUUCUAAUCAGAAAUCUCCUACGCCCAUGAAAAAAGACAUUGCCCAAUCUAAACCCCAACCUGCGGCCGGACCUACGAAGACCGACCCAACAAAAGGCCCUAAAACCACCUCAGAGAAACCGGACGCAAACCAACAGUCCGGAGGGUUGUUUGGAUUUGGAGCUUCCAAAACCGAUGCGGCAAAAUCCAACGAAUCGGUGACAGGGAAAAUGUUCGGUUUUGGUUCUUCCUUCUUGAGUUCUGCCUCAACUUUAAUAUCUUCGGAUGAGACCAAAACAACUCCUCCGAUUUCGCCCAAAGUACAACCGGCAAGCCAGGCUAAAAAAGUGGAACAUGAGAGAAAACAAGGGCAGGCCAAAGUUGAAAAUGUGGAUAAAGCGUCUGCGAUUUUGCUAAAGGAUGUACCGUUGGCGUGUCCUCUUUGUCAUACUGGACUGAACAGCUCGUCGGGGAAACCAAACUACAAUGCGUGCAUGGAUUGUAAGGGCAUUGUGUGCAACCAGUGCGGAUUUGACCCCACGCCAAACGUCAAAGAGGGCAAAGUGUGGCUGUGUUUAAACUGCCAGGUGAAGCGGGCGGCUGGAGGAACCCAGCCCGAGGCCAAAAAGACCAUGGCCACCCCUCCCACACAGCAAAAGACUUCCACUCCCGCUUCUCCACAGAGAAAACCCCCACUGGCCAAAGACACCAACAAAGAACCCGGUCAACCGCCUGGACCUACCCCAACCCCGAGCACUCAACCCAAGCAAGGCGACCAGAAGUCAGACUCUGUCAGCGGGAAGAUGUUCGGCUUCGGUUCUUCCAUUUUCAGCUCUGCCUCUACCCUGAUAACCCAGGCGGUGCAAGAUGAAUCCAAAACCACGCCGCCAGUUUCGCCCAAAGUCUCGAAGGAGUCCAAAGCAUCGCCGAUUCCUGCCAAGAAACACGAGCCGGAGAGGAAAGCAGAGGAAGGAAAGGGUCAGCCAAAGGAGCAGCCCAAGCCUCAGUUGGGAAAACAGCUCUGUCCGCUGUGUAAGCUGCAGCUCAACGUGGGAGCUAAAGAGCCGCCCAACUAUAGCACAUGUACCCAGUGCAAAAGCAUUGUGUGCAACCAGUGUGGAUUCAACCCCAGGCCAAACGUCACAGAGGAAAAGGAGUGGUUAUGUCUCAACUGUCAGAUGCAUAAAGCCUCCGGGGCAUCGGACCAACAACAGCAGCCAAUGCAAAACAAGAAGCCGAGUCCGGCCCCUGGUCCGGCUGGUGCAGUGAAGAAGGAACCGUCUCCUCAAGUUCAAAGGAAAGACUUAUCAAAACCCACACCUGGAAGCCCAGCCCCACCGGGAUCUCCGCAGAGAAAACCACAGGCAAAGCCUGACAAAGAACCACUAAAGCCGGUCCAAAGAAGUCCUACUCCUCCCAAAUCCAUAGAAGCAAGCAAGUCUACAGAUUUCAAACCAAGUGCGUCUCAAAGCAUUCCUGGCAGUACCAAAGCUCCCCCAGAAUCAACAAAACCAUCCGAGUCCAUUGGCGGGAAGAUGUUCGGAUUUGGUUCUUCAAUAUUUAGCUCUGCAAGCUCCAUGAUAACAACGCCGCCGCUGUCUCCAAAAAUGCCUACUGCCAAGACAACUAAAUCACCUCAGAUUCCGCGAAAAGACGAGGAGAAGAAACCAGGUCAAGUUAAUCAGCCAAAUGCAAGUUCACUGCCCCAAGCCAAAGUGGAGAAGGCCCCAUCUCAGCCAGGGAAACAAACAGCCCCAGCAGUACCGUCCAAAUGUCCACUCUGCAAAAUCCAGCUGAAUGUGGGCUCCAAGGAUCCUCCCAACUACAGCACGUGUACGCAGUGCAAGGAGACGGUGUGCAACCAGUGUGGGUUCAGUCCAGUGCCAAACGUCACAGAGGUCAAAGAGUGGCUGUGCCUGAACUGUCAGGUGAAGAGAGCAGCUUCUGCUCUAGAGCCUCAGGCUCCUAAACUCCUCAAGUCUCCGAGCAGAGCACCUGCUGCAGGGGAGAAGACAGUCACUCCUGCUCCAGGGAAAAAGGAGGCUCCACCGCCUGCACAAAAGAAGCCCUCAGAACCUCAGCCACAGGAUAAAGUUAAUGGAGCUGCUGAAAAGAAGAAAGUCCUGGACCAGAAAGCCCCACAGCCAAAUGCACAGAAAGCUCCAGAGCAGGGAACACAGUCUCCUCGAAGGCAGAGUAAAGAACAAGAGUCUGGAGGCCUCUUUGGGUUUGGUGGUCCUAAAGCUCAGCCUGAGUCUGCAAAACCUGCAGAGUCAGUUGGAGGAAAAAUGUUUGGCUUUGGUUCUUCUAUCUUCAGUUCAGCUUCCACUUUAAUAACUUCUGCUGUUCAGGACCAGCCAAAGACCACUCCACCGGUCUCUCCAAAGCUGUCCCCAAAACCAUCUCCUGCAAAGGAAGCCAAGUCUCCUGCGGCACAGAAACCAGAGGAGAAUAAGAAAGAAGAGGCUAAAAUACCCCCAGCUGAACAGACUAAAGUGGACAAAGGUCCACCACAGCCCACAAAGACGGCAGCACCAACACAAGGUCCAGCUGUCAAACCAGGACAGUCCACCUGUCCAUUGUGUAAGGUUCAUCUCAACAUCAACAGCAGAGAUCCUCCCAACUACAGCAACUGCACUGAGUGCAAGAGCACUGUGUGCAACCAGUGUGGCUUCAACCCUUCUCCUAAUGAACUUACAGGACAGGUCAAAGAGUGGCUGUGCCUGAACUGUCAGGUGAAAAGAGCAGCUGCUGCACCAGGGCUUCAGGCUCCUAAACUCCUCAAGUCUCCGAGCAGAGCCCCUACUGCAGGAGAGAAGACAGUCACUCCUGCUCCAGAGAAAAAGAAGACUCCACCUACUGCACAAAAGAAUCUCGCAGAACCUCAGAAACAGGAUAAAGUUAGUGGAGCUGCUGAAAAGAAGGAAGUCCUGGACCAGAAAGCCCCACAGCCAAAUGCACAGAAAGCUCCAGAGCAGGGAACACAGUCUCCUCGAAGGCAGAGUAAAGAACAAGAGUCUGGAGGCCUCUUUGGAUUUGGUGGUCCUAAAGCUCAGCCUGAGUCUGCAAAACCUGCAGAGUCAGUUGGAGGAAAAAUGUUUGGCUUUGGUUCUUCUAUCUUCAGUUCAGCUUCCACUUUAAUAACUUCUGCUGUUCAGGACCAGCCAAAGACCACUCCACCGGUCUCUCCAAAGCUGUCCCCAAAACCAUAUCCUGCAAAGGAAGCCAAGUCUCCUGCGGCACCGAAACCAGAGGAGAACAAAAAAGAAGAGGCUAAAACAGUUCCACCCGAACAGACUAAAGCGGCCAAAGGUCUGCCACAGCCCACAAAGACGACAGCACCAACUCAAGGCUCAGCUGUCAAACCAGGACAGUCCACCUGUCCAUUGUGUAAGGUUCAUCUCAACAUCAGCAGCAAAGAUCCUCCCAACUACAGCAACUGCACUGAGUGCAAGAGCACUGUGUGCAACCAGUGUGGCUUCAACCCUUCUCCUAAUGAACUUACAGGACAGGUAAAAGAGUGGCUGUGCCUGAACUGUCAAGUGAAAAGAGCAGCUGCUGCACUAGAGCCUCAGGCUCCUAAACUUCCCAAGUCUCCCAGCAGAGCUUCUGCUGCAGGAGCGAAGACAGUCACUCCUGCUCCAGAGAAAAAGGAGGCUCCACCUCCUGCACAAAAGAAGCCCUCAGAACCUCAGCCACAGGAUAAAGUUAGGGGAGCUGCUGAAAAGAAGGAAGUCCUGGACCAGAAAGCCCCACAGCCAAAUGCCCAGAAAGCUCCAGAGCAGGGAACACAGUCUCCUCGAAGGCAGAGCAAAGAACAAGAGUCUGGAGGCCUCUUUGGGUUUGGUGGUCCUAAAGCUCAGCCUGAGUCUGCAAAACCUGCAGAGUCAGUUGGAGGAAAAAUGUUUGGCUUUGGUUCCUCUAUCUUUAGUUCAGCUUCCACUUUAAUAACUUCGGUUCAGGACCAGCCAAAGACCACUCCACCGGCCUCUCCAAAGCUGUCCCCAAAACCAUCUCCUGCAAAGGAAGACAAGUCUCCUGCGGCACAGAAACCAGAGGAGAAUAAGAAAGAAGAGGCUAAAAUACCCCCAGCUGAACAGACUAAAGUGGACAAAGGUCCACCACAGCCCACAAAGACGGCAGCACCAACACAAGGUCCAGCUGUCAAACCAGGACAGUCCACCUGUCCAUUGUGUAAGGUUCAUCUCAACAUCAACAGCAGAGAUCCUCCCAACUACAGCAACUGCACUGAGUGCAAGAGCACUGUGUGCAACCAGUGUGGCUUCAACCCUUCUCCUAAUGAACUUACAGGACAGGUCAAAGAGUGGCUGUGCCUGAACUGUCAGGUGAAAAGAGCAGCUGCUGCACCAGGGCUUCAGGCUCCUAAACUCCUAAAGUCUCCCAGCAGAGCCCCUGCUGCAGGAGAGAAGACAGUCACUCCUGCUCCAGAGAAAAAGGAGGCUCCACCGCCUGCGCAAAAGAAGCCCUCAGAACCUCAGCCACAGGAUAAAGUUAGUGGAGCUGCUGAAAAGAAGGAAGUCCUCGGCCAGAAAGCCCCACAGCCAAAUGCACAGAAAGCUCCAGAGCAGGGAACACAGUCUCCUCGAAGGCAGAGCAAAGAACAAGAGUCUGGAGGCCUCUUUGGGUUUGGUGGUCCUAAAGCUCAGCCUGAGUCUGCAAAACCUGCAGAGUCAGUUGGAGGAAAAAUGUUUGGCUUUGGUUCUUCUAUCUUCAGUUCAGCUUCCACUUUAAUAACUUCUGCUGUUCAGGACCAGCCAAAGACCACUCCACCGGUCUCUCCAAAGCUGUCCCCAAAACCAUCUCCUGCAAAGGAAGCCAAGUCUCCUGCGGCACAGAAACCAGAGGAGAAUAAGAAAGAAGAGGCUAAAACAGCUCCACCCGAACAGACUAAUGUGGACAAAGGUCCACCACAGCCCACAAAGACGACAGCACCAACUCAAGGCUCAGCUGUCAAACCAGGACAGUCCACCUGUCCAUUGUGUAAGGUUCAUCUCAACAUCAGCAGCAAAGAUCCUCCCAACUACAGCAACUGCACUGAGUGCAAGAGCACUGUGUGCAACCAGUGUUGCUUCAACCCUUCUCCUAAUGAACUUACAGGACAGGUCAAAGAGUGGCUGUGCCUGAACUGUCAGGUAAAAAGGGCUGCUGCUGCACCAGAGCUUCAGGCUCCUAAACUCCUCAAGUCUCCGAGCGGAGCUUCUGCUGCAGGAGAGAAGAGAGUCACUCCUGCUCCAGAGAAAAAGGAGGCUCCAUUGCCUGCACAAAAGAAGCCCUCAGAACUUCAGCCGCAGGAUAAAGUUAAUGAAGCUGCUGAAAAGAAGGAAGUCCUGGACCAGAAAGCCCAACAGCAAAAUGCACAGAAAGCUCCAGAGCAGGGAACACAGUCUCCUCGAAGGCAGAGCAAAGAACAAGAGUCUGGAGGCCUCUUUGGGUUUGGUGGUCCUAAAGCUCAGCCUGAGUCUGCAAAACCUGCAGAGUCAGUUGGAGGAAAAAUGUUUGGCUUUGGUUCUUCUAUCUUCAGUUCAGCUUCCACUUCAAUAACUUCUGCUGUUCAGGAGUCGCCAAAGACCACUCCACCGGCCUCUCCAAAGCUGUCCCCAAAACCAUCUCCUGCAAAGGAAGCCAAGUCUCCUGCGGCACAGAAACCAGAGGAGAAUAAGAAAGAAGAGGCUAAAACAGCUCCACCCGAACAGACUAAAGUGGACAAAGGUCUGCCACAGCCCACAAAGGCGGCAGCACCAACUCAAGGCCCAGCUGUCAAACCAGGACAGUCCACCUGUCCAUUGUGUAAGGUUCAUCUCAACAUCAGCAGCAAAGAUCCUCCCAACUACAGCAACUGCACUGAGUGCAAGAGCACUGUGUGCAACCAGUGUGGCUUCAACCCUUCUCCUAAUGAACUUACAGGACAGGUCAAAGAGUGGCUGUGCCUGAACUGUCAAGUGAAAAGAGCAGCUGCUGCACCAGAGCCUCAGGCUCUUAAACUCCUCAAGUCUCCGAGCGGAGCUUCUGCUGCAGGAGAGAAGACAGGGACUCCUGCUACAGAGAAACAGGAGUUUCCAACGCCUGCACAAAAGAAGCCCUCAGAACCUCAGCCACAGGAUAAAGUUAAUGGAGCUGCUGAAAAGAAGGAAGUCCUGGACCAGAAAGCCCCACAGCCAAAUGCACAGAAAGCUCCAGAGCAGGGAACACAGUCUCCUCGAAGGCAGAGCAAAGAACAAGAGUCUGGAGGCCUCUUUGGAUUUGGUGGUCCUAAAGCUCAGCCUGAGUCUGCAAAACCUGCAGAGUCAGUUGGAGGAAAAAUGUUUGGCUUUGGUUCUUCUAUCUUCAGUUCAGCUUCCACUUUAAUAACUUCGGCUGUUCAGGACCAGCCAAAGACCACUCCACCGGUCUCUCCAAAGCUCUCCCCAAAACCAUCUCCUGCAAAGGAAGCCAAGUCUCUUGCGGCACAGAAACCAGGGGAGAAUAAGAAAGAAGAGGCUAAAACAGCUCCACCCGAACAGACUAAAGUGGACAAAGGUCUGCCACAGCCCACAAAGACGGCAACACCAACUCAAGGCCCAGCUGUCAAUCCAGGACAGUCCACCUGUCCAUUGUGUAAGGUUCAUCUCAACAUCAACAGCAGAGAUCCUCCCAACUACAGCAACUGCACUGAGUGCAAGAGCACUGUGUGCAACCAGUGUGGCUUCAACCCUUCUCCUAAUGAACUUACAGGACAGGUCAAAGCGUGGCUGUGCCUGAACUGCCAGGUAAAAAGGGCAGCUUCUGCACCAGAGCUUCAGGCCCCUAAACUCCUCAAGUCUCCGAGCGGAGCUUCUGCUGCAGGAGCGAAGACAGGCUCCCCUGCUCCUGAGAUAAAGAAGGCUCCUCAGUCUGCACAAAAGAAACCCUCAGAACCUCAGCCACAGGAUAAAGUUAGUGGAGCUGCUGAAAAGAAGGAAGUCCUGGACCAGAAAGCCCCACAGCCAAAUUCACAGAAAGCUCCAGAGCAGGGAACACAGUCUCCUCGAAGGCAGAGCAAAGAACAAGAGUCUGGAGGCCUCUUUGGAUUUGGUGGUCCUAAAGCUCAGCCUGAGUCUGCAAAACCUGCAGAGUCAGUUGGAGGAAAAAUGUUUGGCUUUGGAUCUUCUAUCUUCAGUUCAGCUUCCACUUUAAUAACUUCGGCUGUUCAGGACCAGCCAAAGACCACUGCACCGGUCUCUCCAAAGCUGUCCCCAAAACCAUAUCCUGCAAAGGAAGCCAAGUCUCCUGCGGCACAGAAACCAGAGGAGAAUAAAAAAGAAGAGGCUAAAAUACCCCCAGCUGAACAGACUAAAGCGGACAAAGGUCUGCCACAGCCCACAAAGGCGGCAGCACCAACUCGAGGCCCAGCUGUCAAACCAGGACAGUCCACCUGUCCAUUGUGUAAGGUUCAUCUCAACAUCAGCAGCAAAGAUCCUCCCAACUACAGCAACUGCACUGAGUGCAAGAGCACUGUGUGCAACCAGUGUGGCUUCAACCCUUUGCCAAAUGAUGUAACGGAAGAGCCUAAAACCACACCGCCAACACCUCGUAAAAUGUCAACAGCCCAAGUUUCUCCUAAAGCCACACCCCCGCCCUCUCCGAGAACUGAGAAGAAACCUCAGGAGAAGUCUCUGGUGACUGAACGCAAAGUCACACCACAACCUACCAAAACGCCAGCUGGCACCAAGGUAAAGGAAUGGCUGUGCUUGGACUGCCAGAUGAAACGGGCUAUAGGGCCAUCAGAGGCUUCAGGACUUCCUGCCAUGAAGCCACUGGCCCAGAGCAAAGAGCAGAAAGAUAAACCUUUAUCACAAAAGGAAAAUCUCCCAGAGGCUGAAACUAAAAAGGAUUUUAUUCCUUCGGCUCCACCCAAGAAGGAGGUUGUUUCCCCAACUCCACACAAUAAAUUUCCACUAACGCAGUUCAACAACGAGGCUGUUCCACAAACUCCGCCCCAAAAAGAGGCUGUUUCACCAACUCCACCAAAGAAAGAGGCGGUUAUCGCAACUCCACCAAAGAAAGAGGCUGUUACCCCAACUCCACCCAAGAAAGAGGUCCCAGACAUUGAGACCUCAGUUACAGGUGCUGCCCCUACUCAAAAAGGUUCUUUACCAAAACCUCAGGCCGUUCCAGGAACUCAGCCAGCACCACAAACAAAGGAUAUUGACCAAAAGCAGCCACCAGUUACAACAUUGGCACAACCAACGCAUCCUGCAAAGGGCAAAGUUAAUGAAACUCCUCUGAAACCAACACCAAAGCCAGAGGUCAAAGAAACGACCAAACAGGACGUGACCAAACCUUUGGUGCAACAACCUUCAAAACCUGCUCCAGCCAAGGCUGCUCCACCAUCCCAGCCCCCGAAGAAGGAAGAAUCUGGUGGUUUUUUUGGAUUUGGUGGCCCCAAAACACCGGCAAAGACUGAAACGGCCGCUGGUAAGAUGUUCGGCUUUGGUUCGUCAUUCCUUAGCUCUGCCUCUACACUUAUCACCUCAGCAGUCCAGGACGAACCCAAGACAACUCCACCAGUUUCGCCAAAAAUUUCCCCAUCCAAACCCAAGCCGGAACAACAGGCACCGGCAAAGGCUACUCCACCGGUGGAAAGGAAAGUAGAGCUAACAAAAGACAAGGAGGUGAAACAGGUGUCUUCUGCCUGUCCACUCUGUAAGGUUGAGCUGAACAUCGGCUCUAAGGAUUUGCCUAAUUAUAACACGUGCACGGAAUGCAAGAACAAAGUCUGCAACCUCUGUGGAUUUAACCCAACGCCUCAUACAGCAGCGAAGGAAUGGCUGUGCUUGAGCUGCCAGACUCAGAGGGCCUUGUCAGGACAGCUUGGAGAUCCUGGAAAGAUGUCUCAGCCAGCACAUCCAGGGGUCAAGGAAGAAACCCAGGCUGCUCCACCGGUCAAAAAGGUAGAACCGCCAACGACUCCAGCAGAGAUAAAACCAGUACCACCACCUGUGAAAGCCAAGCCCGGAAUCGCUCCCAAACCGCAAACUCCACCGAUGCAAGCCAAGGUAGAAAAGGUAACUCCAGUCACAAAGACUGUUCCGAUAUCAGGAAAGCUUCCAGAUGGAAAGCCUAUCCCACCAGCGAAACCUAUCACUAUUACUCCUGAAAAAGCAACUGAAGCUUCCAAAGCUGCAGCAGUGGAAGACAAAAAAGAAGCCGGGAAACCAACUGGGCCUUCUACGAUCCCGCCAACGAAGGCAACCGUGGCGCCAGUCUUCACUAUUCCAAAGUCAGAAGUGGCAGAAGUGGUGCCGGUGGCUCAGAAAAAGCCGUCGGAAGUAGUAACAUUAGCAAAGGAUACGGAAGAUGUCAAGGUUGAAGCGAAACUGCAAACUGCAGUGUGCAAAGUGGAGCCAGAGUCAGCAGAUGAAAUCAAGAGUGAAGUCACUGAGGAGGGCGCCAAAGCUAUUGGAAUUCAGGAUGCAAAAGAACCUAAGCAGGAGCCAACUAAAGAGGUGGAAAAGCCCCCAAUAACCAAGCAGCAAGCUAAAGUUGAUAGCCCUUUUACAGGACCUUCCAAUGAUAAAAAUAAACCAGAGGUACCACCCAUGAGUGAAGAAAUAAAGAGUGCACCAAUGGUUUGUGAUACAAAUGAAAAUGCUAUUAAACAAGAAGCAUCAUUGGCUCCAAAAGAUCCGGCAAAAACUGAGAGGAGGCGUUUAAGUAUCCAAGGUAUGGAAGAGAGCAGUGAAAGUGAGCACACCCCCUCACCUAAAGUACAGAGGAGGAGGGUGAGAGUGACCCACGUUUCAUCAAGCAGCGAGGAUUUGAAGACAGAAAGUGCUGACUCUUCUGGAGAAGAUGAAGAGUUUAUCCGCGAGCAGAUAAUGGGCAUGCACGACGAGGACCAGAUGUCACUUUCUGACAAUAAAAAAGAUGAAGAUGAAGUCCCAGAGGUUGUGGUUGACAAUGCUGCACCCAUAACAAUACCAACAAGUGUGGAAACUGUAUCUGCUGUAAAACCAUAUCCUAAAACUGUGACAAAAACAUCUCAGGAAGUUACCGACCCUGAAUUCAAGAGAGCAAUGCCAGUUAUGAGACAACGACAAAGCACCGAUGAAGAAGUGGAGAGCAUCACUGAGUCAUUGUCCAAAGGCUCGUCCAGUGUUCAGGCAUCCAGCUUCACUCCAGGCUCCUCACCAACAUCAGCUUCUUCCAUAGAGGAGGACAGUGAUAGCAGUCCAAGUCACCGGAAGAUCACUGACAAACCUCAUAGGAAAGGUAAACAUCGGCAUCCAUCACAACCUCUUCCCACCAUUGAAGAUUCAUCUGAGGAAGAAAGAACAAGAGAAUAUGGGUCCUCUUCCGAAGAGUUACGGCAAGUCACUGUGGUGAGUGACAAAAUGUCUGGAUCAGAUCCCUCUGGCAGUGUUGACCCGCAGGCUGUUCAAAGAGGGCGCAAACCUUCACCAACUGCUAUACCAUUUACACACGAACCAGCUCAGCUGAUAAAGACUUUGAAGAGUGCUGACGAGGCCUAUGAAGAAAUCCUCCAGAAAGCUAAAGCUAUUCCAGGAGAGAGUCCGCCUGAUAUAGAACCCAUGUAUGGGGGAAUGGCAAUAGAAGACUAUCUUUAUGAGUCACUUGUUGAGGAGUCUGAAAGGAUAUGUGGAAGUGAAGAGCUAAAAAUUUAUAUUGAGCCUGAUAAGAAACUUCGAUCUCCAGAAGAAGUGUAUGAAGAGAUGAUGCAGAAAAAGCGAGAACUGAUUAUGAUUGAACAGGAGCUUCAGGAGGCCCAAACUUUGCUAGAGGCUUCAGCAGCUGCAGAGAUAGAGAGCUGUGUUGUCUCUAUGCCAUUUGAGGAGCCAUCCUCUCCUCCUUUAGCUGACGAGGAUGUUCAAAAGAAGAAAAGGCCAGCUCCACCACGACCCACUGCACCUCCAAAGCGUACCGAAGGAGCUAUUCCCAGUGCUCCUACUGGCUCGGCCAAUCCCAGCUCCAAUAUCAGCUCCAGAGCUAAUUUCUACACCGUCCCCUGUCUCACCAGUUUCACCACCAACUUCCCCUGCCACUCCAGAGUCAAGUUUGGCAACAUCAUCCUCUUCAUACCAGGCACAAACACCACCUUCAUUAGAUUCUACUCCACUGUCCACACCGACUCCUCCAACAUCAGUUAUAACCCAGUCACCACCUGA